Molecule: messenger RNA, 978 nt
Organism: Hemicordylus capensis (graceful crag lizard)
Lineage: Eukaryota; Metazoa; Chordata; Lepidosauria; Squamata; Cordylidae
Product: olfactory receptor 5F1-like
Exons: 1
Coding region: 1-978 (325 amino acids)
Biological process (GO): G protein-coupled receptor signaling pathway
Cellular component (GO): membrane
Molecular function (GO): G protein-coupled receptor activity; olfactory receptor activity
Source: RefSeq, a predicted model, not a curated record
AUGGUCCAUGAGGUUGGUCUGCAGAUAGAAUUCAUUGGCAACAUGGAAAGAGAGAACCAAACCAGCCUGAAAGAAUUCAUUUUCUUGGGACUGUCAGAUGACCCUAAACUCCAGACUCUCCUUUUUGCUACAGGGCUUUUGAUCUAUAUGCUCACCUUGGCUGGGAAUCUGGCCAUCAUCAGGUUGGUACAGGUAGACCAGCACCUCCACACCCCCAUGUACUUCUUGCUGAGCAAUCUAUCAUUUACUGAGAUCUGCUACAUCACUACCACCAUGCCAAAGAUGCUGUGGGACCUCCUGUCCAAGAAGAAGACAAUCUCUUUUGCUGGCUGCAUGCUCCAAAUGUAUUUCUUUCUGACCACAGCAGCCACAGAAGGUGUUCUACUCUCUGUCAUGGCCUAUGAUCGCUAUGCUGCCAUCUGCCGCCCAUUGCACUACACCUUGCUGAUGAGCCAGCCUGUGUGCAGGUGGCUUCUGGCAGCAUCCUGGGCUAUUGGGAAUAUCAACGCCAUGGUCAACACCACGUUUGUCUUCUCCCUGAACUUCUGUGGUUCUAAUCAGAUAGUGCAUUUCUUUUGUGACAUCCCACCUGUCCUGCAUCUCUCCUGCUCUGAUACCUCCCUCGCUGAGCUAGUGACUUUCAUAGUCUCUGGGAGCAUAAUGACCAUCACAGUCUCCUUAAUCGUCCUCUCCUACAUCCUCAUUGUCUCAUCUGUGCUCAAAAUCCAUACAGUUCAGGGUAGAAUCAAGACAUUCUCCACUUGUGCCUCACAUCUCACUGUGGUUAGCAUCUUCUACAGCACAGCUAUCUUUACCUACAUGCGUCCUUCUUCCAGUCACUCUAUGGAGCAGGAUCGCCUCAUCUCUGUGUUGUACACCAUCAUCACUCCUUUGCUGAACCCUCUGAUCUACAGCUUCAAGAACAAGGACAUGCAGGCAGCACUUCGUAAUGUUCUCAGAAAGAAAGGAUGUCGUUAA